This is a messenger RNA of Lepisosteus oculatus (spotted gar), 6780 nucleotides long. RefSeq names its product protein phosphatase, Mg2+/Mn2+ dependent, 1Aa (gene ppm1aa). NCBI's taxonomy places the organism in Eukaryota, Metazoa, Chordata, Actinopteri, Semionotiformes, Lepisosteidae. Gene Ontology annotation, molecular function: manganese ion binding; protein serine/threonine phosphatase activity; magnesium ion binding. The record is from RefSeq and is a predicted model, not a curated record. Gene Ontology annotation, cellular component: cytosol; nucleus. Gene Ontology annotation, biological process: negative regulation of canonical NF-kappaB signal transduction; positive regulation of canonical NF-kappaB signal transduction; peptidyl-threonine dephosphorylation.
GAUCCUUGUUUAUAUCAUGGAAAAACAGAAGACAAAAGGGUAUCCUGAACACUACUUUUGUGCACGACUUAAAUUCUUCAGAGUUUGUAAUGCGAUAUCGUGCAAUGGCAAGCAGUUUUAAAAUGAAAGGUUAUAGAAGGUCGUUUGUAUUAAUAAUACAAAAAAAACUUUCUGCUAUUGAUUCCGCCCAUCCUUGAACAUUACAGCAGAAAUCGCCCAGCUCGCGUCUGCCUUGUACCCGAUCGUGAUGAUGUAAUUGUUCCAAGCACGCAACCUGCUGUAUGUACAUCCGGGUCCUGGGCUGUCGUUAUUAGGUUGUUAGGUGCAGGCUCUCUCUCUCGGGGAGGCUGGGGUUGAGUGCUGAGGUUAGGAGCGCCUUCUCAAAACACGUUGGCGUAGAGAGAAAAAAAGAUUAGAUUGCAUGAAUGCUCUUUGAAAUUUAUUUUUUCCUCUCAAAUGAAAGUAAUGCAUCCCUGGCUCACCCAGGACGGAGAGCUGCGCUCUUUUUCAAUCUGAAUGCAUUGAAAGGCGGUUUCUCCCCCUCACCACAGCUCUAUCUCUUUCUGUCUCUGUCUCUCUUUCCCUCUUCCUUCUUUCUGUCUUUCCUUCGGUGUUUUUCUUCCCGGUAGUCCUUCGCUACUGCCGCAACCGCCGCUGCUGCGUUGGUGUUAUCUUUUUUUAAAAAAAAAAAAAAUCCCGCAGAGCUCGCUUCUGAUCCAGAGUAAAAUAAAAGGAAAACAAAAUGGGUGCGUUUUUGGACAAGCCAAAGAUGGAGAAACACAAUGCCCACGGGGAGGGCAACGGCCUGCGCUACGGGCUGAGCAGCAUGCAGGGCUGGCGGGUGGAGAUGGAGGACGCUCACACGGCGGUCAUCGGCCUGCCCGGCGGGCUGGACCUGUGGUCGUUCUUUGCCGUGUACGACGGGCACGCCGGCUCGCAGGUGGCCAAGUACUGCUGCGAGCACUUGCUGGAGCACAUCACAAACAACCCGGACUUCCAGGGGGCCGCCCCGGAGCCCACGGUGGAGAACGUCAAGAGCGGCAUCCGGACGGGCUUCCUGCAGAUCGACGAGCACAUGCGCGCCAUCUCCGAGAAGAAGCACGGGGUGGACCGGAGCGGCUCCACGGCCGUGGGCGCCAUGAUUUCCCCCAAGCACGUCUACUUCAUCAACUGCGGGGACUCGCGGGGGCUGCUCAGCAGGGCGGGCAAGGUCCACUUCUUCACGCAAGACCACAAGCCCAGCAACCCGCUGGAGAAAGAGCGCAUCCAGAACGCGGGGGGUUCGGUCAUGAUCCAGCGCGUCAACGGCUCGCUGGCCGUGUCCAGGGCCCUGGGGGACUUCGACUACAAGUGCGUGCACGGAAAGGGCCCCACGGAGCAGCUGGUCUCCCCCGAGCCGGAGGUGUACGAAAUUGAGAGGUCCGAGCCCGAAGACGAGUUCAUCAUCCUCGCGUGCGACGGCAUCUGGGAUGUCAUGGCCAACGAAGAACUGUGUGACUUUGUCAGGUCCAGGCUGGAAGUGACGGAUGACCUCGAGAAAGUGUGCAAUGAGAUUGUCGACACUUGUUUGUACAAGGGAAGCCGGGACAACAUGAGUGUGGUGUUGAUCUGUUUCUCCAGUGCUCCCAAGGUAUCCCCGGAAGCAGUGAAGAAAGAGGCAGAUCUGGAUAAGUACCUGGAAAGCCGAGUAGAAGAGAUCAUUAAGAAGCAGGGUGACGAAGGAGUGCCAGACUUAGUCCACGUGAUGCGUACAUUAGCGACGGAGAGCAUCCCCAAUCUCCCGCCAGGGGGGGAGCUGGCGAGCAAACGGAGUGUUAUUGAAGCCGUAUAUAACAGACUCAACCCAUACAGGAGUGAUGACACAGACUCGGCAUCGACCGACGACAUGUGGUAAUACCGCCUGCUUAGCACAGAGUUUACAUACAGCCACCAACCAAGAACACCAUUCAUCAGUCUGUCUACCGUCAGUCCUCAGAGCUUUUAUUUUAAGAAGGGAAUGUGCGAUUGGGAAGGAGGAGAUACAGAAACAACUACAGUACUGCAACUAUCUGCCCAAGGAAGUGAAGUGUUCUCCUUUCCUUUGUUCUUUUCUUUCUUGUUUUUUUUUUCUUGGUCCUCAACAAAAAAAAGAAAAAGUCAGAACAAUAAUGGAAAAUUUUAUUAUAAAUUUAAACAAUUCUUUACUGUAAUAAUUGGACUCUAGCUUUUUUGUGUGUUGUAUAAUUUUUUUUGUUUUUGUAAAGUGCAAUUGUCCAUGUAUGAAAGAGAAAGCAAAAAAAAAAAAAGCGCCUGUAUUUAAUGAAGCUUGAGUUGGUUUAAGUAAAAACUAAAAGCACUGUCUGCCUUUUUCUGGUCUUCUGGGAUGCAACAAAUAUUUGUUCAGUGAAUAUUAUUGUUAGUCCUACUGAUUUUUUUUUUCCCUUUUAUUCUUUAAAGAAACGGGUAAAUGACAAGCAAGCGCGUGGUAGACCUUGUUAAUCCAGCAAACAGAAUCGUGGCUCAUGACAUUCUCCACCUACCGUCUCUUUUGGUUUUCUUUUCUGGUAUGUGUGACUCAGUCCUGGCUUUAUUUUUAUCACUGGAACCCUAUCAACUGCUUUUGAUCUCGCCUUUUCAUCCCCUGCCGCCGGGAUCCCCCAGGUCAGGCCUGACGCCAUUCACGUCCUGCGUUUAGCCCUUGAGAGUGGGUUCGCUCUCGACCGCUGUGAACGGCGCCCACUGUAGAAGUGGCUUCAUGAUAUGCGCUCCCCGCUCCCCGCCCAUCAGAGCUGCAGUGGGGUGACUGUUCGGAAGCCCAAAGCGGUUGUCUCCUCCGCUCUGAGGCACGCUGGGCCUGCUUUCAUACUCUCUCUCCCUGGCGUCCGAGAGCCCGCGCCCUGACGACACUAAUUAUUUUUAUGGUUUUUUUUCCCCUCCGCUUUUCAAAAACAAAAAACUACAGAUGCUGAGUGAGCAGUAGUACCUUUAGAGUCUUGUCCCCCCCCCCCUCUAAGAUGGAGGGCUCUUGUAAAACCAGUUUGAUGUUAAACGUUUGAAAGAAGAUCUUUGAGGGAGUGUUUUAGCAAUGAGCUGGUGGAUAGCUGCUGCAGUUUGUUCUGUUUGCUAGAAAACUGCUUGUUCUGAGGUUUAAUUUUUAUCAUUUCCCUUUACUUAACCUUAACUAUGAACAAAAAGCAAUGCAAGGAGGGGGCCCUAGAUCUUCUGUACAUCUUUUCUGUGUGAUUUGAUUUACUCUGCUGUUAGCAGAUAAUUCACUUUCUCAGGAGUGGGAUUGGCUGAGGUUGCUGCUAUUAUGUGUAAUUGAAUGCUUUGUGCAGAAGAUUUUUAAGACAUACAUGCUUCUCUGACUCUAAAGCUAUAUUCAACAUUAAGUGAUAUAUUUUUGAAGAUUUUUAAUCGUCGCCAGUUUUCAAAACGCAUUGUGGCAAAACCGGUGUGUUUUUGACCUGUUUUUUUUUUAAAGAAAAUGUUACUAAACAUGAAAGAAAAUAGAUUGUCUGAAGCUUUUUAAGGUUCAAUAAAAAUAAAGAAAUCCAAGUAAAUGCUUGUUGCUUGUAAACUACUUAGCUUCUGGAGAUUAAGUGUACUGAUGUAACCAACACAGGGUGUAUUAAUAUUCAAACGUGUUCUUUGAAAACUGACAAUCUAAUGAUGUAACCCUUAGCCACAUAUUAGGAGUAUAUUUCUUUAAGUUUUUUUAAAUCAGUGUUGAUGGCACUUUUUUAGCAGAAGAUUACAUUUAGAAACAGUGGCUUACCCUUAUCUCCUGCAGCCAAGUAGUGAGAAUAAAAGUCUGAAAUUAAAGACUAAAAAUGUAUUAGUGUGAAAAAAAUGGAUGAAGUUAAAAACAUGCAAGCAGAGGGUGCUAGUAUUUCUCAAUUUCUUCUUAUCUGUAAACGUACAGUCAUGGGCAAAAGUUUCCAAAUCCUUUGCAAGACAUAGGGUGUGCAGACAUUGCAUGUAUUGUGAAAAAACAUGUUAAUGUACAUAGAUUUUAUGUUUUCAUUUUAUUAUCCAUUCUUUAUGUAUAUAUUUUAAUCAGUUUCCACAUUUUUCUCAUUAUAAAGGAUGUGCAGACUUGUGGCUAUGACUGUAUGAAGACAACCUGCCUUCUGUGUACGUGAAUCUUACAGCUAAUGUAGCCUUAAAUGUCAGCCAUGUGUAAAUGGAGGAAAAAUCAGAUGUUUUUUUCAGCUACAAGUUUUUCCUCUUCAUUUUGUAAGGGAACCAAGGUAAAUUCUUGCGCGCACGCACUCAAUAUCAAGCUGUUCUCUUUUCUCUAUGUGAGUCACCUCUAUUAGCACAGUUUGUGUUCAGAUUGUACUGAGUUAAUUUAUGUUGCUGAGCCCUUGUUCACAUAAAUAGUAAACCAGUUGUUUUAGAAUUGAAAAAUCUAUGCAUUUUGUUCUGGUUAUAAGCUAUCAUUUUUCUUGAAAAAUUAUAAAAUAAAUCCUGAAAUCAUUCAUGUAUAGAAAUAAAGUACAAACAAGGAAAAUUUAAUUUGCUUAACCCACUUGAAACAUUUGCAUUGAGAUAUUUAAGUGUUCAUACUUUAUUUUUAUGGUUUAUCUUCAGACUGGAAUAAACAUUUUAUUUUAGAGAAAGCCUUUUUAAAAACAUUCACUUUUGCUUUUAUACACUAUUUCUUCAUAUCCACUGUAUAGCUUUAGAAUCUGAAUGGUGUGCAAUAGGUGUUCUGGUUACAUAGGUGUCAGUGUUACAUUUAGAAAGGUAAAUCGAAAUGAUCUUAAUCUACCGAAAAGCAUUUUCACUCGAUAUUCAUUAUUGUUAAGUUUUAUGUUCAUUACAGUGGGUGUGGUUUAAAUGUCUUAAAGCUGUUUAAGGUAUUAAAUGUGCUGUAGUUAUUUCUUUUUUUGGACACUUGCUUCUAUGUGGUAAUAAUACUAAAAGACACAGACUCCUCCUGGGCUUGUAAUUGCUUGAAUGAGAUCAGGGAAGCCAUACAACACAGACCAGAGAUACCAGAACUAAUAGUAGAAAAUGAAUCGACCUUGGCAGAUUGUUGCUUAAAUAAUGGUAUACGGUUUUCUUACGUUUCGUAGCAGUUAUAAAAGUUGAUGUCAUCAGUUGGUUCUGCGGUUUCAGCAACACAAAAAGCCUAUAAUACCUCAUAAGCAUACACUAGUGUUAGCACCUGCUUGUUGUCCGCUCUCCUUUCAUAGUGAGCAUAAAGUUGGUUUAAAGUUUUUCAUUACUGCACAGACGUAUUGGUCUGGUCUGUUUUUUUUCCCCCACUUGUCCGUUUCAGUCCUUAGGGGAGGAAGUGUCGGGUGGGGGAUGGAUUGGGUCUUCAGUUAUCAAGGUUCUCGUGCAUUUAUAUUUCUACAAAGGUGUCGAUUUUACAAACAGAGCAACACAUGAUUCAAAUGUUAUUUAAAAGAUCUAAAAGGGUGCCUACUAUGAUUGCUUAUGGUUUGUAAUAUCAAUGAAAUUUUCAGACAAUGAUUCAUUUCUUCCUCGUGUUCAGAUACCCUUGGUAAUUAUUGACCCUUCCUAAUGGUAUUUGAAUUAUAUACUAGAAUCAUACUUUUGUAAGUCUGAUGAUGAUGAACCACUAUUGUGUAUAAUUUAAAGAUAAAUCAUUUGCACUGAUUUGUGGACACACUUUUUGAGGAUUUUUUUUAGGAGAAAAUCCCCACCUCCCCAGCAGGGUUGUAGUCUACUGGGAGUGAUAACCAGCAGAUGUAAAACAUUUUUAAACCAUUAAAAAUAAUGCUCAUGUUUGCUCAGAGGUCCACACGUGACAGUGAACACCUAAAUUGAGACAUAAAUAGUCGUAUUCUGGCAUCAGUGUAAUUUUAAAAUAGGAUAAUGGCAGGCAUCUCUCUGUGACCUAGUGUUUAAAAUUGCAAUUUGGACAACUAAUGAAGCCCACCCUGCUAACUUUUAAUUCACUGAUAAGCUCACCAUUUUGCCUUACUAAAUUAACUCUACCCCAGCACCUGCAAAUCUGGUUCCUUGAAUUUGAAGGAACUGGAAUUGCUUUGUUGGUCUUCAUACAAAAGCCUCAUCAUUUUAACCAUGUAUAUUUUUUGUGGGUAUGUGUUUUUAUUUUCAUCAAAUAGAUUUUUUUACCUGGUGUCUCAGUAAUCAAAUGUUUUAAAAAAAAAUCCAUAUAUAUUGAAGCUUGGAAAGCAUGUUUGAUUGCUUACCCUUCAAAAGAUGUAAUACAUAUGGAACAGUAAUAAGAUUUUCAUGUUUAACAAUAAAAAUUAUAUAAUAAAGCAGAACUAUUUUCAUGUAUGUAGAUUGUGUAAUGCUAUAGUAAAUUAUUGUCCAUGUUGAUUCAACUGCUACUUAGAAAUCUGCGUAAUUGACAUUACACAGAGGUUCAAUAAUUGUAUAUUUUGUAUUAUGUACUGAUUCCAAAGGAGAAAAAUAUUUGUGAAAAGCUUUGUUCCUAACCUGAAGACUGUACUGUCUGUUUGGAGUCAGUUGAACAAAUUGCAUUCCUUGCUUGUGAAUUGUUGCUUUUUCUUUUUUUUUGCAGAUGAGACGAUAAAGAGUUUGAAAAUAAAUUUCUAGUUUGCAAAAUGUGCCACUAAAUAAAUGGGUAAUUACCUUAUAGUUGUAAGUCUUCAUCUGAGUUUUUCAAGUCUACAAAGUGUUAGAAUGGCAAAUGCAAUAUUUUGUGAAAAGCUUGACCUGUUGAGGAGAAGGUGGGGGUAACGGUUCUAGAAUUAUUAACUGUUAAUAUGAAAUGUUGCAUUUUACAGUUUGUAAAAUUCAUUAUUAAAAACAUUGCUCUUUUAGAUACAA